Molecule: messenger RNA, 2889 nt
Organism: Gaeumannomyces tritici R3-111a-1
Lineage: Eukaryota; Fungi; Ascomycota; Sordariomycetes; Magnaporthales; Magnaporthaceae
Product: MATE efflux family protein subfamily
Exons: 5
Coding region: 354-2717 (787 amino acids)
Biological process (GO): xenobiotic detoxification by transmembrane export across the plasma membrane
Cellular component (GO): membrane
Molecular function (GO): xenobiotic transmembrane transporter activity; antiporter activity
Source: RefSeq, a predicted model, not a curated record
CUCGAGAUAAUCUCCUCGUUACCGUGCUCCUCGUGUGAAACAUCCUUGCGGGUUGCUGGAGACGCCCGACGCUAUUGCCUCCCACCCUAGUUCCCUCUGCCGCCUCCCGUAGACUGGCCAUAUCUUUUGGCCUCUGCUGCCUUGUUGCCUCCCCCUAUUGCCCGCCAUCCCUAUUUAGAUCCACAGGAUCCUGCUCCAUCCUUCUGCAAAUCCUUGGACCCUUGACGUUGCAAGGUCCAUCUUGAUCCUCUUCCCCUCCAGUGCUGCCUCUUGCCAUCUGGGAAAGACGGCUCGGCCCGUCUCUGCACUGAGAGAAACUCUUGAACAUAGACCACCCCAACCCCAACAUCACAAUGUCCUCGUCAGAGAGAGAUACCGCCCAUCAAGGCACAGGCGAGGAGCGCCGCGGCUCCAUCCUGUCCGCCCUCUUACCAAGGGCUGCAGGUGGCCGCCGCGACUCCAUCCUCGCCGACCUGCUCCCCGAGAGCCUGCCCCUUCCGUCGUCCUUUGUGGCGACAGCUCCCAUCGUCCAAGAGAUCCUCACCAGAGACAUUGCAGAAUGCUCUGACGACGACGACGAGGACGACUACGACGAGCGUGACUUCUUCCCCGGCUACGAGGACAGGAUGCCGGGCUCGCACCGCAACAGCAGCCAGGCGGACCGCACAGAACCAACGACGCAAUCAACAUCCACAAUAACGCAAGACGUAGACGCAGAUGUUCGCUCCCCAAGCUCAGAUCUGCCGCCGCCCGCGCGCCGCCCGCGCCGCGACAGCGGCCGGCGCGGGUCCGCGGCCGACUCGGCGCGGCUGGCCUUCCACCCCAACGGCGUAGCCUUUGGGCUCUCUGGCUUCUCGUCGGUGUCGAUCCAGGGCGUGGACCGGCCGGUGGCGAACCCGCAGGAGGUGAGCGAGUCGCUGGGCGCCGAGGUGCGGCUGCUGCGUGACAACGGCCUCAUCCCGCCGCGCCACCCGGACGCCGAGCGCCGCCGCCGCAGCAGUGCCACCCUCGCCGGCCGCGUCUACCGCCGCUUCUUCAGCACCCGCGUCCGCGAUCACGAGGGCGACCAGGUGCCCAUCUUCUCCACCGACAUGUUUGCCUCGUCCAGCCACUCGGUCCUGCCGGGCGUCCAGGAGCAGCAGCAGGGACAAGAACAGCCCGACGAGCGUGCCCCGCUGCUCGGAUCGCACCGGGCCAAAGCUGGCGGCCAUGGCGCCACGGGCGACGCUGCCAGCAUUGCGUCCAGCGACAGCUCCAUGGACGAGACCAUCCCGACGCCGCCGGCCGACGAGAUCCACGACCGCUGGGAGGAGGCCAUCGCCGCCCACUGCAUCCAGACGACGUGGCAGCGUGAGACCAAGACUUUGGUCCAGUACGCCGCUCCCUUGAUUGUGACGUUCCUGCUACACUACUCUGUCACCGUUGCCAGCGUGCUCACCGUCGGGCGGCUGGGCAUGGUCGAGUUGGCCGCCGUGAAUCUGGCUACCAUGACCGCCAGUAUCACUUGCUACGUCCCCGUUCAGGGCCUCGCCACGUGCCUGGAUACGCUGUGCGCGCAGGCCUACGGCUCUGGACAUAAGCAUCUCGUUGGCCUUCAGGCCCAACGCAUGACCUGGUUCCUCUGGAUCCUCAUGGUCCCCAUCGCCGUGCUCUGGUGGUUCUCGGGCCCGAUCCUCGAGGCCCUGGUGCCGAGCAAGGAGACGGCGGCCCUGGCGGCCCUGUACCUCCGCUUCCUGAUCCUGGGCAUGCCCGGCGUCGCCGCCUUCGAGUCGGGCAAGCGUUUCGUCCAGGCCCAGGGCCUGUUCCGCGCCACCACGUACGUGCUGCUGGUCGGCGCCCCGCUCAGCUUCUUGCAGAACUGGCUCUUCGUCUUCAAGCUCGGCUGGCACUUUGCCGGCGCCGCCACCGCCAUGGCCAUCACGCAAAACCUGCUCCCGCUCCUGCUGGUGCUAUACGUGCGCUUUGUGGACGGGAGGCAGUGUUGGAAGGGCUUUACCUGGAAGGCGUUUAGCAACUGGGGCCCCAUGAUCAAGCUCGCCCUCCCCGGUAUGAUCAUGAUCGAAGCGCAGUUUUCCGUACUGGAAAUCCUCACCCUCGCCGCGGGCCACCUCGGCACGGCGCAGCUGGCGGCCCAGAGCGUACUCGUGACGGUCACGUCGACGUCGUUCAACGUGCCCUUCCCGCUCGCCAUCGCCACCUCGACGCGCGUCGCCAAUCUCAUCGGCGCCAACCUGGGCGACGCCGCCCGCAAGACGGCAAAGGUGGCCAUCGUGGCCGCCUGCGCCGUCGGGCUCGUCAACAUGACGCUCCUUAUUACCCUGCGCCGCACCCUGCCCGCCGUGUUUACGGCCGACGAGGAGGUGAUAUCGAUCGCCUCGCACGUAAUGCUCGUCUGCGCCGUUAUGCAGAUCUUCGACGCCCUGGCCGCGGUCUCGCAUGGAAUCCUCAGGGGCGUCGGCCGCCAGGCCAUCGGCGGCUACGCCAACCUCUUUUCGUACUACUUUAUCGCCCUGCCCGUCUCGCUCUCGACGGCCUUUGCGCUAGGCUGGAAGCUCAGCGGUCUCUGGGCAGGCUUGGUGGCUGGUCUUGCCGUCGUAUCGGCACUUGAGCUGCUUUACCUUUACAGCUCAGAUUGGGAUAGUGCCAUCGUCCAGGCCGCCGAAAGGAUGCGUUCUGAGGAGGUGGAUAUUGGUGAGCCAAAGGCCACCAACGUUUAAGUAGCAAUGGAAAUUCCGAAAAUGAGAUAUGGAUAUGAGAUAGCGAAUUCUAAAAAAAAAAACCCAAAAAAGAAAAAGAAAAACGCAUGUAAUGCUUGACUUGUCAGCUCCAUAUUCUCUGCUAGGUACGGCUAUGGGCUAUGAAAAGCAAAUUCUAAACAUUAUAACCCUG